Molecule: messenger RNA, 432 nt
Organism: Oppiella nova
Lineage: Eukaryota; Metazoa; Arthropoda; Arachnida; Sarcoptiformes; Oppiidae
Source: the annotation of a GenBank genome assembly
AUGACUUUGGAUCUGAACUCAAAACUCAGUCAUAAAGAGAGGAUUGAAUGCGAAAAGUGGGUAAAAGUACCCAAAUAUGAGCAACAGGUACACAACUGGACCGAUCUAUUCCUAAACAAUGGCUACACCAUUGAAAUGACAGAAAUAAAGGAUUACUUCUAUGAUUUUAAAACAGAGUACGCGAAGACAACCCUCCCAAUGCUGGAGAAGCUGUACGCCGGGUAUUGUGUGCAGGGAUGUGGUGUUGAAGGCAUGUCCGAUGAGAUGAGACAGCGAUUUAAGGAGCAGAUGAGCGAUCAGAUAAUGAAUGCCCGGAGCCCUACACUCGACAGAAGUCUAUUGUCUCGUGGAUUGAACGGAGAUUUGGGGCAAUCGUUUGAAGUGUUUUACAAAAUAGCGUUCAUUAUUGUCCGCAAGAAUGGCACCAAUUAA